Molecule: messenger RNA, 6239 nt
Organism: Acanthochromis polyacanthus (spiny chromis)
Lineage: Eukaryota; Metazoa; Chordata; Actinopteri; Pomacentridae
Gene: fdft1
Product: farnesyl-diphosphate farnesyltransferase 1
Exons: 7
Coding region: 3924-5297 (457 amino acids)
Biological process (GO): cholesterol biosynthetic process; farnesyl diphosphate metabolic process
Cellular component (GO): endoplasmic reticulum membrane
Molecular function (GO): squalene synthase [NAD(P)H] activity
Source: RefSeq, a predicted model, not a curated record
AAAUAAUAAAAGCAGCCAAAGAGUAUAAAAACUAGCUAGGUUUGAUAUUGUCUAUUCUGCUGUGACUACACAGACUAGCUGUCCCCAUAUUAGUCUGUAAUCUAAAUCUGUCCUGCUCCCAACUACAAUAUUUAACCAAAGAUCAGAGAGAAUCCUCAGAGCUGAUGCUGGCAUUGUUUGUAUGUCCUGCUGCUCUGUCGGUGUCACUUCUUCUGUUAUCAGUAAACAUUACUCGCAACCUACACUACUGUUCAAAAGUUUGGGGUCAUCCAGACAAUUUCAUGUUUUCCAUGAAAACUCACACUUUUAUCCAUGUGCUAACAUAACAGCACAAGGGUUUUCUAAUCAUCAAUGAGCCUUUCAGCACCAUUAGCUAACACAAUGUAGCAUUAGAACACAGGAGUGAUGGUUGCUGGAAAUGUUCCUCUGUACCCCUAUGGAGAUAUUCCAUUAAAAAUCAGCUGUUUCCAGCUAGAAUAGUCAUUUAACACAUUAACAAUGUCUACACUGUAUUUCUGCUUUAUUUAAUGUUAUCUUCAUUGAAAAACAGCUUUUCUUUCAAAAAUAAGCACAUUUCUAUGUGACCCCAAACUUUUGAACAGUAGUGUAAGUCAUUUGCGUUUCCAGUGCGUCUCUCUGCCUCCUCAUCCUCUCUGGACCUCGCUGAGUUUCCACAACAGAGAUCAUAAAACAAAAAACAUAAAAGCAAUCAGGUCAUAAAAGACACUCAUAUGUCACAUAUUCUUCGAGGCCUUUUGAUAAAAGAAAUCUUUUAGAGUAGAUUUUAUGUCUGUCUGAUCUCCGUUGGCAGACUAUUUCACGGUUUAGGUGCUGUAGAGGUAAAAGCCCGGUCACCGUUGGUUACAAGCCAAGACUUAAGAAGCCGAGUUCCAUUUACUGAUCUGAGAGAGCACCCUGAGACACAAGGGUUUAAAAGGUCUGCAGUCUAAUUUGGAGUAAAGCCGUUUAAAAGUGACCAGAUAUUUUAAAUAAAUGCAGAAGUUUACAUGUAGUUGCUGUAAAUUGACAACUACUUGAGUGAUAUGAUCAUAUUUCCUGCUUAAGAACCAGGCAGCAGCGAGCUAAACCAGAUGGUGAGAAGAUCUCUGACGUGAGCUUAAAAUAAAUGUACGUGUAAUUUCGUGCAAAUUGGCGUCAGACAGCAAUGAUCUAAUUAUAGAGGUUUGUUUUAGCUGAGAAAAGCCGGAUUGGACAGUGCCUUUGUUGUCACCAAAAUCACAACAAACAAGGAAAUCGUUCACAAUUUUAGGCAACACGAUUAAAUUUUAAAUAAAGCAUUGUCUCAAAAUCCAGCCGAUAAAAUCUUUGAAUGUUUCAAUGUCUGAUGCAGUGAAAAAGGGGACAAGUGAGGCAGGAAUUAAGAGCAAUAAAGCCUCUUUUAGACAUCCACUCCUUCACAUUAAUCUGAUAGCAUUGAAACAAGAUGGUUUUAUGUCUGAAUGAGCAUUUCAAGCUCUUUCUGUAAAUGUUGUGACGGAAAUCUUACAAAGUUGGACAUAAGUCUGAACUGAGAGUUGUUGCAUUUAUGGAUAAGCAUGGAAAUUCAACAGGAAAUGUGUUUCUGGGGAGUUUAAUGAUGAUGUGAAAGUUGUAACUCUGCUUUCUUAAUGCAUUUUGAUUGUCGUUACGAAAACUCUCAACUCUCUAGUUACACUAUUUGCUCUUAGGGUCUCAGUCAGAACUUUUCUUUAUCUUUGUGUUCCCUUAAAAUAGUUUUGCAUCACCUCACAAUCCUUUUGUGGUCCUUCACAGUGCAAUUGCUUGACAUUCCUUAUAUUCCUUCUGACUGAUAAGAACAGUGGUGUUGGUCCAGUCCAGUUGUAAACCACUGCAAGUCUAGGGAAACACAGAUACUAUUGAAAAAAAAAACAGAUAACGGAACAUUUUUGCUCUGUCUGCUGUGGUGUUGAAGCUGUGGUUGGAUAUUUGUUCGGACUUCGGCUGCUGCUGUGAAUUUGUUCAGCUGCUACUAUUUGAACCUGCAGUGCUGCUAUUACAGACGUGUUUAUUAGUUUAGGACUGUAGGAAAACAGUAGCAGGAAUACACACAAACAUUACUGUGUGUGAGGGAAGAUAAAAGAUGUUGAGGGAACAAAAAAAUUGUUCUGCAGGAACUCAAAAGUUAUUGCAAUCAACACAAAAUGUCUGGUGAGGGAACACAAAAGUAAUUUUUAGGAAAUGUCAAAGUUGUUGUGGAUCAAUGCAAAACUUGUGAGGGAACAUAAAAGUUGUGGUCAAAUGCAAAAGCCAUUGUGAGGAAACGUAACAUUGUCAUAACGUCUUGUCAAGGAACAUAGAAGUUGCUGAGAGGGAACAUGACAAUUGUUGUGUACCAAUGCGCAAGUUUUUGUGAUGGAACUUAAAUGUUGUUGUCAAAGAACAGGAAAGUUAUUGUGAUGAAAUACAAAAUGACUUGUGAGGAAACCCAAACGUUGUUGAGAGGGAACGCAAAAUUUGCACUGAGGGAACGCAAAAUUUGCACUGAGGGAACGCAAAAUUUGCACUGAGGGAACGCAAAAUUUGCACUGAGGGAACACAAAAUUUGCACUGAGGGAACACAAAAUUUGCACUGAGGGAACACAAAAGUUCCGGCGAGGGAACAUGACAGUUGUUGUGAGGGAAUGUGAAUGUUCUUGCAAAAGAAUGGGAAAGUUAUUGCAAUGAAACACAAAAUGUCUUGUAGAGAACCCAAAAGUUGUUGUAAGGGAACACAAACUUUGUAGAGAGACAGUUGUUGUGGACAAACGUUAAAGUUGUUGUGAGGGAACAUGAAAGUUGUUGCUAAGGAACUGAAAAGGUAUUGCGAGCGAACACAAAAUUUGCAGUGAGGGAAUGCAGAAGUUAUUGGAAUGUAAAACUUCUCACCCUGUCCUUUAAACCUUUAUUGCACUUCAGUGCAGACAUGCUCACUGUGAACACAAAAAAGACAAAUAUUUAUCCUACUUUUCCAGUGUGCAGGAUUCUGGUUGGAUAUCUCAGUUUGCUCCAUGUGCAGUCAGUCAUAUCUAUAUGCACUCUGUUGAACUUGUAGCUUUGUUCCUGCAUGACACCGAGUCCUUGUGUGAGUUGUCUGCACAGCUUCUCAUUGAGUUGGCAAAAUGACCAAAUUCAUGCUAAUCAUAGUGGGCUUCAUAUAAUCUUACUACAACUGGCUUUAUAAUAUGUAGAAAGGCUCAUGAAUCUUGACUCCUGCCAGGCUCAGAUUUUGCUUUCACGCUUCUGUUAAAAAAACAAACACUGCUGUCCUUCUCACUUUCUUCCACCAGGUGUCAGCAAACACAUAGCAAACACACAACAAACACUUCCCUGCAGACUUCCUCCUCACAAAGUUGCGCUCAGUUCUGCUUUUUGUCAACUAAACUCAGUUUCUAAAGAUAAAAAGCAAAGUUUAUAGUACAUGCAUGCAUUAAACACAAUAAUAUGUCAGUUAUGUUGGCUUAAGUCCCACAGUCAGACCCAUUUCUGCAUGUUUCGUAAUCACCACGUUGAUUUGCAAACGCAGUUGCAGAUUUAUUACACUUUAAUCGUGUGUUUUAUCACUAAUGUUGUCUUUUAAAACUCAUCACAAAGAGGUGAAACGGUUAAAGUGUGCUCGCUGUAAGCAGAUUAGGAAACGUUGAAUUGCAGCAGUUGUGUUGGUGGGGGUGGGAGGAGUGUGCGUAAUCAUAACAGUAGAUCUCCAAACGCUGCGCCUUCUCUCUGCGGAGCUGCGCACUGGGCAGCCGCAGCUUUCAGAUCUACGCAGCGCCUCGUUUCACGUCCUCCAGACCUCCCUUCCCCUCGCUCGACCCCCGUGCCUCGCUUGUCCUCUACAUGGACUUCGCGUUUCCAACUUCUCCACUAAACGCGGCGUCGACAUGGACUCUGUGGCUUCGUAGUGUCUCCGUCGGGGCGCCGCUCGUAUGGCCGGAGCUUGCUGCAAGUGUCCGGUCUCUCUGUCCGUGUUCAAGCGCUCUCUCUCGGUGGCUCCGCGGGGCUGCGGCUCCGCUCCUCGGUUCCUCCUGCCAGGCUGGAGGCUCGGGGAGCGGGGCCUGCAGGAGGCCGCCCGACCCUCCAGCGCCCUCAGACCCGCAGGUUUCCACCGACAGACGGCUUUUCUGCGUCUCUCCUGCCAGGAGUCCAUGAGCGAGAGUCUGCGGACCUGUUACCUGUACCUGAACCAGACCAGCCGGAGCUUCGCUGCUGUGAUUCAGGCGCUGGACGGAGAGCUCAGACAUGCAGUGUGUAUUUUCUACCUGGUGCUGAGGGCGCUGGACACGGUGGAGGACGACAUGAGCAUCCCUCUGGACAAGAAGGUGCCGAUGCUGAACGACUUCCACACCUACCUGUACCAGGAUGAGUGGUGCUUCACCGAGAGCCAGGAGAAAGACCGGCAGGUUCUGGAGGAUUUCCCCACGAUAUCACUGGAGUUCAGAAACCUCGCUCAGGAAUACAGAGACGUCAUCUCAGAUAUCUGCCACCGGAUGGGCGUGGGAAUGGCGGAAUUCCUGGAGAAGAAAGUGGGAUCCAUGAAGGAGUGGGACCAGUAUUGUCACUACGUGGCCGGUCUGGUCGGCAUCGGUCUGUCUCAGCUCUUCUCUGCCUCCCAGCUGGAAGACCCUGAAGUCGGACGCGACACUGAGCUGGCAAACUCUAUGGGCUUGUUCCUGCAGAAGACCAACAUCAUCCGAGACUAUCUGGAGGACACGCAGGAGGGACGUGCCUUCUGGCCACAAGAGGCUUGGAGCCAGUUUGCGGGUCGUCUUGAGGACUUGGCUCAUCCUGAGAAGCUGGAGUCGGCUCUGUCCUGCCUCAACCUGCUGGUCACCGACGCUCUGAGACACGUCCCGGACGUCAUCGCCUACCUGUCCCGUCUGCGCAACCAGAGCGUCUUCAAUUUCUGUGCCAUUCCACAGGUGAUGGCGAUAGCUACCCUGUCGACGUGCUACAACAACCCCAUGGUGUUCCAGGGAGUGGUGAAGAUCAGAAAGGGACAAGCUGUGACUCUGAUGAUGGAGGCCACCAACAUGAGGGCCGUGCAGACGAUCAUCGCCCAGUACAGCCAGGAGAUUCUACAGAAGGUCUCGCUCACCGACCCGUCGCGGGAGAAGACCCUGCAUAUCCUGGCCGUGAUCAGAGAGAAGUCGGCGCUGUCCCAGUCCAGCCUGCCCUCCAGGACCCACCACCUCUCUCCCAUGUACCUGUCGGCUGCCAUGCUGCUCGCCGCCCUCAGCUGGCAGUACCUCAGCACCACCGCAGCUCAGGCGCAGGGCACCGGCGACAUGCAGGGGCAGUGAACCAGCCACCCUCACCUCUCCUGGGGCACACAGACUCAUGAAGCCCCCUUUUGCCCCCUCUGGAGGCCGGGUUCUCCUCUGACUAGAGGAGCCUGCUCCCUAUUUGCUGUUUCGUUGUGUCUGCUACAGGACCGGGGACUCAUCAGACUGUGGUGUCGUCCUGGUAACGGACUCGUCCCGUUAGUUUGUUUGAUAGUGAUGUUGUGGUAGCCCAUCCUCUGUCUGGAUAAACUGUUUACACACAGUGUGGUUUAAUUCACCAGCAUCAAUCAAUCACUGAAACAGUUCAGGGUGUUUGUUUGUCAGUUGAUGUUUAUGUUGGUUCUGUUUUUGUUCCUUUUUGUUUUGACCCACUGUUUUCAGCAUAUUUAACUAUUGGAUUACAGUUUAAAAGUGGCUGAAACACAUGACGAAGCACGUUUUAGGAUUUUGGGGGUAACACAGUCACCAAACUUCAUUAAGCUUCUGUUUCAUUUAGUUUCAAAGCCUCGUUUCCUUAUUUCUCAUGUCAGAUCAAAGCUAGCUUCAUGUUCCGCUUAUCACGUUUCUGUAGGAGAAACGCUUAAAUCGGUGCACUUUGCAGCUUUUGCGCUGUGUCUUUUAGUGUGGACGACGUGGAUUUGUUUCAGCACUUUUCUCACUUCAAUUUCAACUCUUUUAAAUUCAUGAGAAAAACUGCAGUGUGCAAUAGCAGGUUAGCUUUACUCGACGUGGACUGUUUAAAUGGAAAUACUGAACAAAUGGAAAUCCUGAUACUUUUGGUAUCGGCAUGAGAUGCAAACUGAGACUGCUAGCUAAGUGUCCUUAAUGCAGCUUUGGGGAGUAGAAAGGCUAGCGCAGAGUAACCUUAUACAGAACCAAAGGAGAGCUACAAACAUUGCUAUGUAAUGUGACAUGUUGAUUUGUACAUAUUGGAACAAAUAAAGAGGUGAAAGAAUCCAA